CAUGAUUGUGCUGUGUUGUGCUUGUUUUUCGUCGCAUUAAUGUACGCGGAAUAAAAAAAGAUUACAUUUCGUGAUAGCUAUGGACAGGGACCAAUUGCUGCGUGAGACGAAGGGUGGUAAGAUAAAAGACGGUCCCAUUCGCUGUAUACUGCUCAGCGAGUUUCAUGUUGUGGCGGGCUCCAAAAUCAGCUGUCAAGUGCCGGAGAAUUUCAUAACCAAAGAAGUGUUUGACUCCAUCCGUACAUACAUCAUUCCUAAGCCACAACUACAACGGUGCAUUUUAACAAUUAAUACGUUGGGUCAUAAAGUAAUCGGCUAUCCAGUGCGGAUCAAUCACGUGCGUUAUCAAAGGAAUUUUUUUUAUUUCAAUUUAUGUUUUGUGUUUGACUCGUGGUCGCGAACCGUCCAAUAUGAGGCUGUGGUUAAAAAGCUUUCCGAAUAUCUGCUUAUGAUGGAGGAGGAAGGAUCUUUUCUAUCAAACGCGGAAAACAAUGGCAAUAUUAGCAACUUGCUCGCGUGCAUAUUGCGAGACCUUAACCAGCGCCAUGUAGCGACGAUCGUAGAGGGCGAUACCACCAUCUAUCUAAAGAUAGGUCGCCUCAAAUCUGACCCACCGGUUGUGCAGGACCACCAGGUACCGCUCCUGUGCCGAGGAUUUGAGGACACAGACCUUGACUCCUGGGACCUAACAACGCAGCAAGUGUUGCCUUUUAUCAACGGUAUCAACCACGUUGCACGCAUUGCCGCCGAAGCGGACGUCGAGAAUCAACUAGUAAAAUCGUGCAUCCAAAAUCUAGUGUACUACGGCGUAAUGCAGCUGUUACCUUUGCUCAAGUACAGCAACGUGUACAUGUGCACACGUGAACUGCAGAAACUCACGCGUGAUCGAUCCUUGGCCGACGAGUGCCGCAAGUACGUGCAGCUUCAACAUGCAGAAAAGGUGGACACAGUUCGCCUGCCCAGCUUGUUCAACAUUCUGCAACUCUACUCGCAGAUGACGCACGGCGUUACGCUGCGUUCGUUAUGUCAGAGGCUCUGCCCGCGUGACAACAAUAUCGACGAGCGCAAGCUAGUUUCCUUCGGUUUGCAGCACAAUCUGAUCCGCUGCAUCAACAAGUAUCCUAUAUACACUGGGUCAAUACCAACACCAAAGCACAAACUGUACACUGGUCUGAACAGCUUGGACGAAAUUUGUUGCAAAACGGGAAUGUCACCUAGUCGCAUCGAACAAGAAAUCGAUAUGGAUUCCAACGUGACCGUCAUUUGGAAGUAAUGUUAUUGUGCUAAAUGUGUGUUGCCAUUCAGCCUGAUUCAGUACGUCAGGAUCUGUUGGCAUACUUUUGUGUUCUAAUUGUUAUUUAUCUUCUGUUUGUGUUUUCAAGGGUUGUUUCAUCUUACUCUUAUAUGUUAUAUGUUCUAGUUUAUAUUUUUUGUUCUUUUAUAUCUAUUUUCAGACAUUUUAACAUUUUAUAUAAUCUCGUUGUUGAUUGUGCAUGUGAAAAUUUUUCUUCUGCAAGUCAAAAUUUCUCCUAAACCCCUGGGAAGGAAAUAGUUGUGUAAAUAUACCAUUAUCAUUCAUCCAAUAAUAUAUAUAAUAUAUAAAGGGAAUAUUUAGAUUUUUAAAUCUUGUAUAUAGCAGGUCACUUUCCUCGUUAUAUCCAAAUAGCUAGCAUGUGCAUGCAGUUGAAGUCUAUUUGUUUCUAGAAUUAUAUGGCAAUGAGCGUUUUAAUCAUCGUGAAAAUGGUUGGUUCUCGUUGUUAGAGGCCAUUGUUAUAUCAUACAUUCAUACCAUUGCCUAGAUCACAUACUCAUCUUCAAUUUGUAUCCUGGAAAAUAACAUUGAAUCCGAGAUUAUUUUGCAGCAACUGUGUGUAUCUGAAUAUUGAAAUAGAAUAAAAUACGACAAUUAUUCGUCAUACAUUAAGAACUUUCAUAGCAACUUUCGUUAAUGGUCAGAAUCAGUUUUGAAAAUCAUAUUUCGCGAAUUGAAGCUAUACUGACACAUUUGGCUAUCAGUGAUUAAAGUAUCCUCAUAAUGCUUUUACUAACUAUAUUCGAGAAAUGUGGCAAUUUCCAUAACACCCGCUUGAUGUAAAUAGUACCCUAGAUCGUAGUAUAGCGUAUUAUAUAACAAUUAAUUUCUUUUUGUAUUAAUAGUGAUAAUAGUAGUAUAGCAGUAAUAGUACUGAUAUUCUUAGCAAUAUUAGUGAUAACUUCGUUUAAAAAGAUAAAACUGCAUCAUGUGUUAGAAAUUGUGUUGAGACAGUAGACCUUGUUUAAGGUUCAAUUCUCUAGAAUACCAUAUAAAUAUUAUUGGAAUAUUAAUAAGUCGAAGGUUGUCAUACAAUAUAAAUAAAUCAAAAAUAUGUUUCUAAUUUUAAGCUCAGUUACGUUUUAUAGUUGUCAUCAUAAUGAAUUUUUGAGACUCCAUUGCAAGAUGUCACAAUGUUUUUCGAGGAGUAAGAGUCUUCUUCAUACA
Messenger RNA from Anopheles moucheti, 2479 nucleotides. It is a transcript of the gene Nprl2, whose product is annotated as GATOR complex protein NPRL2. NCBI's taxonomy places the organism in Eukaryota, Metazoa, Arthropoda, Insecta, Diptera, Culicidae. Gene Ontology annotation, cellular component: GATOR1 complex; vacuolar membrane. Gene Ontology annotation, biological process: positive regulation of autophagy; cellular response to amino acid starvation; negative regulation of TORC1 signaling. The coding region runs from base 80 to 1273 and encodes 397 amino acids. The record is from RefSeq and is a predicted model, not a curated record. Gene Ontology annotation, molecular function: GTPase activator activity. The transcript is spliced from 3 exons.